Messenger RNA from Sesamum indicum (sesame), 2674 nucleotides. Its product is annotated as Tetratricopeptide repeat (TPR)-like superfamily protein. Gene Ontology annotation, molecular function: protein binding. The record is from RefSeq and is a predicted model, not a curated record. Lineage: Eukaryota; Viridiplantae; Streptophyta; Magnoliopsida; Lamiales; Pedaliaceae.
AAUAUGUGAGGCCCUUGAAAAACGCGACUACAGAUGACGUCCUGGUGUCUGUGAAAGAACCUAUUCAUCGGACGAGCGACGAGAGAAACAAUGUUUGGCCGGGGGCGGGUGGCAACUCUGUUGACGCCAACUUUCUUGUUGCGCAGAUUCUCUACAUUCAUUAACACAGCAAAAACUCACCUAAAAAGUCCGAUUGGAUUCUCACUUCCCAGCAAUUACAAGAAAAUUCCCAUUUUAUUACCUCACAGAACGAUGCCUUCAGCCCAAGGUCAAGACUUGGACUUCGUGAAUAUAGCCUACAGUCAUUUGAUCCAUUCUGAGUGGGAUAAACUCAACAAAUUAGCCUCUGGUUUAACGCCGUUUCGAAUUAAGCACAUAUUGCUGAAAACCCGAAAAGAUUACGUGCUUUGCCUUGAAUUUUUCAAGUGGGUUGAGGCCAAGAAUUCUGAAUUGAACACCCUUGAUGUAAAUUCUAUGAUUCUUCACAUUUUGACUAAGAAUCGUAAGUUUAAAUCAGCGGAGUCGAUUCUAUGGAGAAUUCUUGAAAAAGGCUUGUCGGAGUUCGAUUUUCCCCGCAAGGUUUUUGAGGCUUUGGUUUACUCUUAUAGAAUGUGUGAAUCGUCGCCACGUGUUUUUGAUGUGUUAUUCAAGACGUAUGCGCAUAUGAAGAAGCUUAGGAAUGCUUCUGAUUCAUUCUGUUGGAUGAGGGAGUAUGGAUUUUAUCCUACAGUGGAGUCUUGUAAUGCGUAUUUGAGUACAUUGAAUGGUUUGAAUCGGUGGGAUAUCGCAUUGGCGUUUUAUAAGGAAAUGUUGCGUUGUCGGAUUUCCCCUAAUGUCUAUACAAUCAAUAUGGUUAUUGGGGCUUAUUGUAAAGCGGGGAAACUGGAAAUGGCGGUUGAGGUGUUUAGGGAAAUGGAGAAAAUGGGAUUGGACCGUAAUGCUGUAUCAUACAAUACUUUGAUUGCUGGAUAUUGUAGUAAGGGUCUCUUGAGCAGUGGUUUGAGGCUUAAGAAUGUGAUGGAAAAGAAUGGAAUUCGGCCAAAUGAUGCUACUUAUAACACGCUUAUAAAUGCGUUAUGCAAAGAGGGAAAAUUACAUGAAGCGAACAAGCUUUUCAGAGAAAUGAAACGCAUGGAUGUGGCCCCUACUACUGUAACUUACAACACAUUGAUCAACGGUUAUAGUGAAGCUGGAAAUAGUGAGAUGGGGAUCCGUCUAUUUGAGGAAAUGUCGGUGUCUGGUGUCAAGGCUGAUAUCUUAACUUAUAAUGCCGUGAUUAUGGGUCUAUGCAAGGAGGGGAAGACGAAGAAAGCUGCUUAUAUGGUGAAAGAACUUGACAGGGAAAAAUUGGUGCCUAAUUCCUCAACCUUUGCUGCUCUUAUUACUGGGCAGUGUGCAAGAAACAAUGCUGAGCGUGCUUUUCAGCUCUACAAAAGUAUGAUACGGAGUGGUUGCCAUCCCAAUGGAACAACUUUGAAGAUGCUAAUAUCUGCAUUCAUUAAAAAUGAAGAUUAUGAUGGAGCAGUUGAGGUCUUGAAAGAGAUGAUGGAGAGAGCUAUAGCUCCUGAUUCAGAUAUAUUAACUCAUCUUUACAAUGGACUUUGCCAGUGUGGUAAAGAGGAAUUCGCUGCGGACUUAUGCAAGGAGCUAGAAUCUCAACGCCUCGUGCCUGAAGGUUUUGUAAAAUCCAUAUGGACCUCUAACCGAGACAUAUGACUUGUGAGGAAAUUGUCAUCCUGGAGUGAAUAGAUGUCUUUGUAUGGUGCAUUAUCUUCUAGUCAUCGAGAAAUGAAGUGCACCAGCAGAGACAACGGUCAUAAGGGCACAGAAUACGUCAGGUGUGUUGAUGCUUCAAAUUUAACUGAACUCUAUAUUCCUUUUCAUUUUUGUGUAUAUACCCAAAUUACAUGUUUUGCUUGCCAAAUAGAAAAGCUUCUAAUGCAUAUUUUUGAAGGAAUUGUUCGCAUUCCGUUUUCAUAAGUCUUCAUCCACUUAGCUCUUAUGAGCUCCAAAAGGCAGUAACAUGACUUCUUGGCUUAUCUCUGAGUUGAAAAGCGCUACUUUUCAUAUAUAUGGCGGGUUCUGGAUAUCAGGCCAAUCUGUCAUCUUUGACUUUCUGUUCGAUUGUCGCAUUCUAAAGAUAAAGUGUUAGUUUUCUUAAGCAUUUUAAUGUGGAAGCCUGUGCUUUCUUAGCUAAAGGCUAGUGAACGUUUUUCUCCGUGAACAAAUCAAGUUCACUGAGAUGAUUUUGCCUUUGGAACUUGAUUUUCUUUUGGAACCUGCUGUUUCGAUCUUAUUUUCCUACUUAGAAUUUUCUGAGUGUUGGAAGAUAGCAGGUGUAGUUAUUGGCAUUCUUAACUGAUCAAUUGUUAAGGACAAAUCGCUAUUGGGCCCCGAGACCGAUUGACGGAGUCACGGAGAUGGACUUGGGAGCCAAACCUACUUCAGCUGAGGCCCCAAAGACUAAACCAAAUGGACUAGAAGUUAUAAAUGGGCCACCUGGCCCAAUCCGGAGGAAGUUCAACCGCGUUACUAGCAGGUCCAACUGGCUUAGAGACUUCUACUAAUUAGAAAAUAAGAAAGUACUGAAUCCGUUAGAGGGGAAAGAAAUGAUGUAGACACUUGUCAUCUUAUCUGUUGCUAUGCUUUUGUAUUUAGUAUUUUAGUGGAGCAA